Molecule: messenger RNA, 858 nt
Organism: Cryptomeria japonica (Japanese cedar)
Lineage: Eukaryota; Viridiplantae; Streptophyta; Pinopsida; Cupressales; Cupressaceae
Product: pirin-like protein
Exons: 7
Coding region: 1-858 (285 amino acids)
Source: RefSeq, a predicted model, not a curated record
AUGACUUCGUUUGUGAAACCACGUGUUGUAGCAAAGAUGGUGUUGGGCAGAGAGCAAUAUGAAGGAAAUGGAGCCAUUGUCAGAUCGGAGUUGAAGUUUUUGGAUUCAUUUAUGUUAUUGGAUGAGUUAUCAGCAAGUGCUCAUGCUGGAUUUCCAGACCAUUCUCAUAGAUGUUUCGAGACUGUGACAUACAUGCUGGAGGGAGCCUUCACCCAUGAGGAUUUUGUAGGACAUAAGGGUACCAUCAAGGUUGGCGAUCUACAGUGGAUGACUGCAGGUCAGGGUAUAGUCCACUCUGAAAUGCCAGCUGGAGCAGGAGUGCAACAUGGUUUACAGUUGUGGGUAAAUCUUUCUUCCAAAGACAAGAUGAUUGAUCUCAGAUAUCAAGAACAUCAAGAGAAUGACAUACCCAAAGUUGAGAAAGAUGGAGUGAAGGCGACUGUUAUAACGGGAGAAGCUUUGGGCAUCGAAUCUCCUGUCUAUACAAGGACUCCUACAAUGUAUUUGGAUUUCAAAAUGGAGGCACAAGCGGUGCUUCACCAGCCAAUUCCAGAGGGUUGGAAUGCAUUUGGGUAUGUGUUAGAGGGUGAGGCUAGCUUCGGUACUCCGAAUUCACCUCCUGUGGGAGCUCAUCAUACGCUUCUAUUGAGCAGUGGUAAUGGGGUGAGUGUGUGGAAUAACAAGCCCUGCAGAUUCGUAGUAAUUGGAGGGCAACCCCUAAAUGAGCCAGUGGUACAACAUGGACCCUUCGUGAUGAACACCAGACAAGAGAUAGUGCAAACAAUUCAAGAUUAUCAUUUGGGUAGAAAUGGAUUUGAGAGAGCCAAUGUAUGGCAUUCCCAAAUUUCCCAAACCUGA